Panicum virgatum (switchgrass) is the source of this 1658-nucleotide messenger RNA. RefSeq lists its product as uncharacterized. The record is from RefSeq and is a predicted model, not a curated record. Lineage: Eukaryota; Viridiplantae; Streptophyta; Magnoliopsida; Poales; Poaceae. The transcript is spliced from 2 exons. Bases 117 to 1301 code for a protein of 394 amino acids.
UACCGGGUCAGUUCCUUCUCGCGCACACCAAACCGCACCGCCCAAAACCCCCAAACCCAUCGAUCCCCUUUCGUCCCGCCCCCCACCACCGAGCUCCGGCGGUCGGCUUGCCUGCCAUGGCCUCGCCGGCGCCGGCGCCGGCGAGCGCCGGCCAUCGGCGCGGCUCCCGACCGCUCUCACCGACGGCCUCCUCGGUGGGAUCCUCGCCCGCAUUCCCACCCCAAAAGAGGCGCCGGUCCGGGCGUCCGCCUCCCUUCCUCGGGCUGGCCUGCGACGACGGCUUCUACCCCGCCCUGGAGCCCCACCCAUCCGCCAAGCGCGCCAUCGCCCUCGCUCGCAAGGCCGAUUUCGAGUACUAUUUCGUGCCGUUUGUGCCGGAGGGGAAAGCCUGGGGCUGGUUCCCCCUGGACGCCCGCGACGGCCGUGUCCUCAUCCAGUCCAAGUACUUCCCCGAUGACUCCCCCCGCGCUCGCUUCAUGAACUACGCCGUGUGCGAUCCCCUGUUCAAGCGAUACGUGCUGCUCCCACCUAUACCUGACGACCUAACCGUCAAUGAGGGGAGCCUUCUUGAUUUUGGGCUCUGCCUUGCUCCCUCCCAAGAGGAUGAGGCGGAUACAGCAUUCAGGGUGAUAUGCGUGGCGCGGUACAAAACCAAGCUGGUCGUGCUCGUCUUCUCUUCUGUGACCAGGCAAUGGGGAAUCGCUACAUCUUCAAACUGGAGUUCUUUGGGCACAGAAGAGCCUCCUAACUUGUAUGGCCUGGGGAGCUUCGACUGUGUUGAUGGCUGCUUCUACUGGACAGUGCCUUCGCCGGACAAAAUUCUCGUGCUUGAUGCCCUCAAGAUGGAGUUAUCUGUUAUCAACUAUGCUCAUCGUGUGGAGGACGGCUUUCGGGCUUGCAUUGCAGUUGAUAGAGAAGGAACCCCUGGGAUGCUCACUGUUGGUGAAUACUUGGGGAAUCGACAGUUUCGCUUCUCUCGCAUCGCUAAACAAAGUGACCAUGAAUCUCCCAAUGAACGCCUGUCGGAGAAUAUUAUACAAUUGCCCUGCGACCAUAAUGAGUACUUCACUUUAGGUGCAGCUGAGGGAUUUAUUUUCCUUCGAGGCGUUCCAGAAGAUGAGGAAGUUGAAGACCCUUCAUCAGAGGAUCUUUACAUGGAACCUGAAGAAGUGGAUUAUUAUUCACUGAAUGUCAAGACUGCUGAAUUUGAGAUGGUCUGCGCGAUGGACAUGGACAAGUGUUACUUUAGUGUUUGCCCAUACUUCCGCUUUUCACCACCAUCGGCAAAAAGAUGCGUUUGAAGUGGUUUACUUCCAGGUGCGGCUGUUGGAUGGGGUCAAGGCGUGUGCACACAAGGUGCUUGCCCAGCAGAUAGGGAGGAUGAAGAUGACGAGUGACGCUGUUUGAGUGGAAGUGCUUUUGCUGUGCUCCCGUUCUGCCUUUUGUGCUUAGUUUGUAUCAGACUUUAAAGCUGUAGUCCGCCUGAAGCAGGUCAUGUAGUUUGUCGUAGACUUUGGUCUUGGUCCUCUCUCUGUCUUUGCUACCUUCGUAUUUCUGGGAUAAGCUUGUAUUCCAUUCUACUAAUGGAAAUGGCCAAAUGGGGUAUCGCCUCAUAUCCUGCACUGAAUGUAGCCAGUAUCGUUUCAAAGCCUGGAGUA